This is a messenger RNA of Sinocyclocheilus rhinocerous, 1004 nucleotides long. RefSeq names its product complement C1q tumor necrosis factor-related protein 6-like. Gene Ontology annotation, molecular function: protein binding. The record is from RefSeq and is a predicted model, not a curated record. Lineage: Eukaryota; Metazoa; Chordata; Actinopteri; Cypriniformes; Cyprinidae. The transcript has 3 exons. Bases 43 to 711 code for a protein of 222 amino acids.
CUGAUUUGUGUUUUGCAAUCUGGAUCUUGAUAUAGCCUAAUAAUGUCCUGUAGCAUUCUGUAUCUGCUGCUGUUUGUGCUGUUCAGCUGUAACUGCAGCAGUAUGUCUGAGGCACAGGAGGAGGAGAAGAAAGCACUCACUGGCAGGAGCGAGUCUUUACCUGUGGAGUUUGGUGCUGCUGGGAAUCAGCAGUCCUGCCUCAUCACAGGCCUUUACCCACUGUUGGCAGAGCUGAGCUCCAGUCUUCAGUCUCUGAAGGCCAGCAUGGACCAGGAACAGUUUAGGAGAAAAGAAGAACAUAAUAUAGCAUUUUCUGCUACACUCGGAAACAGAGGAGAUGUUGGGCCCUUCAACACAAAUUUCCCACUGGUUUACCAAAAAGUAUUUUUGAAUGCUGGGUCAUGUUACAACACAGGCACUGGCAUUUUCACAGCACCUGUUAAAGGAGUCUAUUUCUUCAGUCUUUCUGGACAUAACAAGACAUCCAAACCCAUGGCUCUAAGACUCUUUAAAAAUGGAGAGCCGAUGACAGGUGUAUACAACCAUCCUCUAACUGAUGCAGGUAUCCGGUAUGAAUCAUUGUCUACUUCAAUCACUUUGAUGCUGGAGAAAGGAGAUCAGGUCUUUGUGCAUCUCUUGGCAAAUGCAUGGGUGUUUGAUAAUAAUGAUAAUCUAACUCUAUUUACUGGCCAUUUGGUCUUUCCUCUUUGACCAUCUUAUUACAGUUUUCCCUAAUUGCUUUGGGUCAAUUUGUGAAUUAUCUUUUAUUUUUUCUUAAAACAGUAAGUUCAAGUCUCUCCCAGAUUUUAAUAAUGGCAUGUGUUUUAGUACAUGUCUGAAAACAAUCAACAAUCAAGUUUGGAAGCAUUUUUAUGGAGCUUGCCUGCCUGGAUGUCAUUUUGUGUCAAAUGUCUGUUCAAAACAGUAUUUGCUGUAUAACUUUACAUGUAAGAAAUGUGUAAAAAUGAACAUGCAAAUGUGAAUUUCCUGUUUACAUGUAACUU